Messenger RNA from Corylus avellana, 1708 nucleotides. RefSeq names its product dihydrolipoyllysine-residue succinyltransferase component of 2-oxoglutarate dehydrogenase complex 2, mitochondrial. Gene Ontology annotation, biological process: tricarboxylic acid cycle. Gene Ontology annotation, molecular function: dihydrolipoyllysine-residue succinyltransferase activity. The record is from RefSeq and is a predicted model, not a curated record. NCBI's taxonomy places the organism in Eukaryota, Viridiplantae, Streptophyta, Magnoliopsida, Fagales, Betulaceae. Gene Ontology annotation, cellular component: mitochondrion; oxoglutarate dehydrogenase complex.
ACACAUAUUCCCUCCUUGUUGUCUGUUAAUCAGUGAACGAAAAGCCACCAAAACAUUCCACCUUCUCCUCCGCAGGGAAAUUGAUACGAGCAAUAUUAUGUGGGCGAUCAUAAGGCGAAAAGUUGCCAGCGGAGGCGCCUCUGCUUCGGUUUUCGAACGGUCGUUGCUGGUGGCUCGGCCUGCAACCGCGCAAGCGACGCGUGGCUACACUGCCACAGUCAAAGAGCCAUUGCUUCUUGGAAGAGGCUCAAGAAUUGUAGGCAAUGCUGUUCGCCGUAGUUGUCUAGCUUGUCCGGUUAGUUCAAAGACAGCAAGGGAAGUUGUGUCAUUUCUUCAAACAGAUUCUCCUAUCUAUAUGCAGUAUAGGUCAUUUUCUUCCAAUAAUGGUGAUCUGGUUGAUGCCGUAGUGCCCUUCAUGGGUGAAUCCAUCACUGAUGGGACUCUAGCAAAAUUUUUAAAGCAACCUGGUGAUCAUGUAGAGGUUGAUGAGCCUAUUGCCCAGAUAGAAACUGAUAAGGUUACAAUUGAUGUGGCUAGUCCUGAGGCUGGUGUUCUCCAAAAGUUUAUUGCCAAAGAAGGUGAAACAGUGGAACCAGGUACCAAGAUAGCUGUUAUCUCAAAGUCUGGUGGAGAUGUAUCACAUGUUGCUCCAUCAGAGAAAUUGCCUAGCAAGGCUGCUUCUAAGCCAUCUGCAGAAAAGAAAAAGGCAGACAAGGAUAAACCUAAGGAAGAAACCUCUCCUCCUAAGCCUAAAGCUGAAACUUCUCCUCCUAAGCCUAAAGCUCCUUCUCCACCACGCCCUAAACCUUCAGUAACUGAACCUCAACUUCCUCCCAAAGAAAGGGAAAGAAGAGUUCCAAUGACAAGACUGAGGAAACGUGUUGCAACUCGUUUGAAAGACUCUCAGAACACUUUCGCUAUGCUGACUACUUUCAAUGAAGUAGAUAUGACUAAUCUGAUGAAGCUCCGCUCUGAUUAUAAAGAUGCUUUUGUUGAGAAGCAUGGGGUGAAGUUAGGACUUAUGUCAGGAUUUAUUAAAGCUGCUGUAAGUGGGCUCCAGAAUCAGCCAAUUAUCAAUGCUGUCAUUGACGGGGAUGACAUCAUUUAUAGAGAUUAUAUUGAUAUCAGUAUUGCUGUUGGCACACCAAAGGGCCUUGUUGUUCCGGUUAUCCGCAAUGCUGAGAAAAUGAACUUUGCUGAUAUCGAGAAGGAGAUCAACACCCUUGCAAAGAAGGCAAAUGAUGGCUCUAUAUCAAUUGAUGAGAUGGCUGGAGGCUCAUUCACAAUAUCUAACGGGGGCGUCUAUGGAAGCCUUCUAAGUACCCCAAUCAUUAAUCCCCCUCAGUCGGCCAUCCUGGGCAUGCACUCAAUUGUGAACCGUCCGAUGGUGGUUGGUGGGGAAGUUGUUUCCAGGCCGAUGAUGUACAUUGCCCUAACAUAUGACCAUCGACUAAUUGAUGGAAGAGAGGCAGUCUUCUUCUUGCGUCGUAUUAAAGAUGUGGUGGAGGACCCUCGGAGGUUGCUUCUUGAUAUAUGAGGACACCAUUGGUUACCUUUCUAAUGUCCUUUUUCCUGUCAUGCUGUGGUCAGUUUUGGCGAAGCAUUAGGAUAAGCCUCUAACAUCUUGCAAGAGCGGCCUGUUUGCAUAUGCAAGACUUUGUUAUAUUAUAUUCCUUGGUUGAGUUUAACUUUCUUGUUUGGGGCCUCA